GUCGGCGUUAAUAAAAGCGCAACGGCGAUCUAGGCGUGCGUCGUCCACUCGUCCUCCUCCUCGCUCCUAUCGCCGCCGCCGCCGCCGCCGCCGCCGCCGCCGCCGCGUCUCCUCCGCUUCCGUCUCCCCCUCGAGUCCACCACUGCACUAGGAGGGGAGCGAGAGAGAGAGAGAGAGAUGGCGGACGCGAAGCAGCAGCCGACGACGGCGGCGGCCGCCACGGGGGUCUGGAAGACGGUGAAGCCGUUCGUCAACGGCGGGGCCUCCGGGAUGCUCGCCACCUGCGUCAUCCAGCCUAUCGACAUGGUCAAGGUGAAGAUCCAGUUGGGAGAGGGAUCUGCACUUCAGGUCACAAAGAACAUGCUUGCCAAUGAGGGAGUUACUUCUUUUUACAAGGGUCUGUCUGCUGGUUUACUAAGGCAAGCGACAUAUACAACUGCUCGUCUUGGAUCCUUCAGGGUUCUCACAAACAAAGCAGUUGAAAAGAACGAUGGGAAGCCAUUGCCUUUAGUUCAGAAAGCUUUUAUUGGCCUGACUGCUGGAGCAAUUGGUGCAUGUGUUGGUAGCCCUGCUGAUUUGGCACUCAUUAGGAUGCAGGCUGAUUCGACCUUGCCAAUUGCACAGCGGCGUAACUACAAGAAUGCUUUCCAUGCACUCUACCGUAUUGUUGCUGAUGAAGGUGUCCUUGCACUUUGGAAGGGUGCAGGCCCUACUGUUGUUAGAGCCAUGGCACUGAACAUGGGUAUGCUUGCUUCCUAUGAUCAGAGUGUUGAGCUAUUCAGAGACAAACUUGGUGCUGGAGAAGUUCAGACCGUACUUGGAGCCAGUGCUGUUUCUGGAUUCUUUGCAUCGGCUUGCAGUUUGCCCUUUGACUAUGUGAAGACACAAAUCCAGAAGAUGCAACCUGAUGCCAGUGGGAAGUACCCGUACACUGGUUCUUUGGACUGUGCUAUGAAGACAUUCAAGAGCGGUGGCCCAUUCAAGUUCUACACUGGCUUCCCUGUAUACUGUGUCAGGAUUGCUCCCCAUGUGAUGAUGACAUGGAUAUUCUUGAAUCAAAUCCAGAAGUUUGAGAAGAAGAUCGGCAUAUAAGGUCUCCAAGCAGGAAUAGGUUCAUUGUGCGGGACUAUUAUUUGCUCGAGCGAGAUAAUAACAUUCCAGCUGCUUACACUCUCGGUAGUUGGUUUUGGUAGACAAAAGUUUAAACCAAGUUAUCGUAGCUUUACAUGUUGCCUGUGGUGGUACUGUUGUGUCUGCAAUAAUCGAAUCAUUUGUUGUAACUGGGGCGAUUUUUUUGGGGUGGACGAUACUUAUUUUUGUUGGCUGGGACACAGCCAUGAGGGGGGAUACUUCCUGCUUGUGCCAUUGAAUUUAAUUCGACCAUAUUUUAUACAGUUUUUUCGGAAGUC
Oryza brachyantha (malo sina) is the source of this 1409-nucleotide messenger RNA. RefSeq names its product mitochondrial dicarboxylate/tricarboxylate transporter DTC-like. Gene Ontology annotation, molecular function: oxoglutarate:malate antiporter activity. The record is from RefSeq and is a predicted model, not a curated record. Gene Ontology annotation, biological process: transmembrane transport. NCBI's taxonomy places the organism in Eukaryota, Viridiplantae, Streptophyta, Magnoliopsida, Poales, Poaceae. The transcript has 6 exons. Bases 178 to 1092 code for a protein of 304 amino acids.